Penicillium odoratum is the source of this 1479-nucleotide messenger RNA. RefSeq names its product phosphatidylinositol N-acetylglucosaminyltransferase (gene pigc). The transcript is spliced from 2 exons. Gene Ontology annotation, cellular component: glycosylphosphatidylinositol-N-acetylglucosaminyltransferase (GPI-GnT) complex; membrane. Bases 1 to 1479 code for a protein of 492 amino acids. Lineage: Eukaryota; Fungi; Ascomycota; Eurotiomycetes; Eurotiales; Aspergillaceae. Gene Ontology annotation, biological process: GPI anchor biosynthetic process. The record is from RefSeq and is a predicted model, not a curated record.
AUGAAUCCCUCACUAUCAUCGCUCUCAAUCCCCCCGCCCAUCCCCGUCGACACCCACCCUAACCGUUCCAACCCUUUUGACCAAGACCGAAUCCCUGAUCCCAGUCGCCUGGCACCAGAAGAUGCAUACUUUACACCGUCACUCUCCAGAGCACGCUCUGCACCGGGAAAUUAUAAUGAGACCCUUCCAACUGUGAGCAGCGAUGGAACCUUACGACCCCCGCGUGGGGCGCUGGAUUCCGGGCGGAAGGAUCCGCGCAAAUUGGGCAGCACGGGUGGACGGCGAAGAAGAAAAGGAGCCUGGAAGAAGUUGUUAUGGGUGAAACAGUCUUAUCCGGACAACUACACCGAUACGGAAACGUUCUUGGAUCACCUUCAACGAAAUCCCCGCGUGCGGCCGUACGACUUUUGGCCACUAGUUUCUGAUUCGACUGUCAUUGUCCAGCAUGUUUGUUCGGUCGUGAUCUUCGUAUGCUGUUUUGUCGGGAUCGUUCAGGACCGCGUGAGUCCUGUUUCGAUUCUUUGCUGGGGUAGUGUUGGGACAGCCAUGGGAUGGAUUCUCUGGGAUAAUUGGAUCUGGACCGAACAGACGGAGUUUUCGCAAGUUGUCAAUGGUAACAUUGGUGAUGAUGGAUCUAGCUCAAGCUCCAUGACGAGCGCUGUGAAUCCAGGUGCCCAUGACUCGCAACCCAUUGAUGUGAAGACCAAUGCCAUCCAUGGGCUCGGGUUGACGAUGUCUGGUAAUGAGUCGAAGGAGAACUCGCCAAAUCGGAAUAACGAUGUCAACAUUGGUUUGGAUGCGGCAUCCGCACGGCUGGGCGAUUCUGUAUCUACAUUUGUCCGCAAUGCAGAUGACCCAGAUAUGGACCGGUCUUCAUUAUUUUCUUUGCGCAACCGGCAACGCUUUUCUACUGUCAAGUCUGCGUUUUUAAUUUAUUUCGCUCUGCUGGGAUUGAGUCCCAUCUUGAAAUCUCUUACCAAAUCGACCGCGAGUGACUCAAUCUGGGCAAUGAGCUGCUGGCUUUUAAUCAUGAAUAUAUUCUCUUUCGACUAUGGAAGCGGUGAGGGCGCAGGCGCCACUACCAAGUUUCCUGCCUCUUUGUCAACCAAUGCAGCUGUGAUGGCGUCUACUGUGCUUGCUUCUCGCCUGCCGUCUACCACGCAUGUGUUCAGUCUCAUGCUUUUUUCCAUGGAGGUCUUCGGAUUGUUUCCCAUUUUCCGUCGUCAGCUAAGGCAGAAAUCCUGGACUGGUCAUGCGAUGCUAACGCUCGCUCUGGUCAUUAUUGCUGGGGGCGCUGUAGGCAUGACUCUGAGUGGUGGAUGGGCAUCUGCCAUUAUCGGGUCUGUCCUCGGUGGCAUCCUCACUGCGCUCGCAAUGGGUGGCUGCAGCUGGUGGCUCAUCGGCCUUCAGAAAUACAAAAAUGUGGUUAUUGGUCCAUGGGACCCAGCCCGGCCAAUCAUUCGAAGACACUGGAAUUAA